UGUGUUGUUUGGCUCCCUUUACUCUUCCAUUUUUCUUUGUCCAUUUUGUUGUAUUUGCAGGAAGCUGGUGUAAGGGAAGAGAGAGAAAGGUUUUUUCUCUCUCUUUCUCUUCUUUACGUUUUUCUCUUUAUUUUUUGACAACAAAUUUUUGGUGGGAUUUAAGGGUAUUUAGGUUGUGGGUUGAGUUGAGUUGUUGGGGUUGGAAGAAUAUAACGCUAUGAAUAUGAUGCGAAGGUUGAAAAGCAUUGCUUCUGGGAGGCCUUCCAUUUCAUCAGAUCCGAGUGGGGAUUGUACCACAAAAAGAGUUAAAUUUGAUCAAGAGACUGAAGGAAAGGUCAAUGAGGAAACUUGUGCUACUGAGCGAUGCGGAAUAGAUCAGGACCAGCAUGUAGAGGCAUCAAACGAAACUAGUUCCACUGUUUCUACAAUGGCUAGAACUGAGAAGUCAGGUUAUGAUCAGCUUCCAAAAGAAUUAAAUGAAAUGAAAAUUGGAGACGACAAAGGAAAGAGCAACAACAAUGAGAAGGAUAUGGAAGCAACUAUUGUGAAUGGUAAUGGAACAGAAACAGGUCAAAUAAUUACAACUGCUAUUGGUGGUCGUGACGGACAACCAAAGCGGACAAUCUCAUACAUGGCAGAACGUGUGGUUGGCACUGGUUCUUUUGGUGUUGUUUAUCAGGCUAAGUGCCUUGAAACUGGUGAAGCAGUUGCAAUAAAAAAGGUGUUGCAAGACAAGAGAUAUAAAAAUAGGGAACUACAGGUUAUGCGUAUUCUUGACCAUACUAACGUACUCAGACUAAAGCACUGUUUCUAUUCAGCAGCUGAUAAGGAUGAGUUGUACCUUAAUUUGGUUUUGGAGUAUGUACCUGAAACUGUCUACAGAGUUUCAAAGCACUAUAUCAGAAUGCACCAACAUAUGCCUAUCAUUUAUGUGCAACUGUAUACGUACCAGAUAUGCCGGGGUUUAAACUAUUUGCAUCAUGUGAUUGGAGUCUGUCAUCGGGACAUCAAACCCCAGAAUCUGUUGGUUAAUCCCCAGAGUCAUCAGUUAAAGAUAUGUGAUUUUGGGAGUGCAAAGAUGUUGGUGCCUGGCGAGCCCAACAUAUCAUACAUAUGCUCUCGGUAUUAUAGAGCUCCAGAACUUAUUUUUGGUGCAACAGAAUACACUACUGCUAUUGAUAUUUGGUCUGCUGGCUGUGUUUUGGCUGAGCUUCUUCUAGGACAUCCAAUGUUUCCAGGAGAGAGUGGGGUUGAUCAGUUGGUAGAGAUCAUUAAGAUCUUGGGAACACCAACCAGAGAAGAAAUAAAGUGCAUGAAUCCAAAUUACACUGAAUUCAAGUUUCCUCAAAUUAAAGCUCACCCGUGGCAUAAGGUUUUUCACAAGAAGAUGCCUGCAGAAGCAGUGGAUCUCGUGUCAAGGAUGCUUCAGUAUUCACCAAAUCUUCGUUGCACUGCUUUGGAGGCAUGUGCACACCCUUUCUUUGAUGAUCUGCGAGACCCAAGUGCAUGCUUGCCAAAUGGGCGAGCACUACCUCCUUUGUUCGAUUUCACUGCUCAAGAACUGUCAGGCGUAUCAGAUGAAUUGCGUAGGCGUCUCAUUCCUGAGCAUGCACAAAGUUGAAUUCAUUGUUGAGCAUUGUAAAUGGAUUUUUGGAUGAAUAGAUGACUACACCAGCAAUGCUACCUUCCCUAUCAGUCUAGGUCUCUGAUGUCCAUCCUGCACGAUCAUAUGACUAUACAACUCGUAGGAACCUUAAAAUCAUGCAACCUCUUUAUCAAGGCCACGCAGGUGACAAUGAAUGAAGUAGGACUGCCUGGUGAUAGGGUUGCAACCAUUUUUUAUGUAGUUUAUGAUUGAUGUAUGCAUCAAUUGUAAAAGAUAAUGAGUCUUAAAUCCUUUGCUCAUGUUUCAUGUAGUUCAAGAUGCUUGUUCCUUAAGAGGACUAUGUGGAAUCAUCAGAUGAGUAGGAAUCUUUUUUCAACCCCUUUAUUUUGUAUUUGUUAACUUUGUAAAGACAUAAAAGAACAGCUUCUUUCUUUAUUCUGCAUCUCAUGUUUCGUUC
Molecule: messenger RNA, 2063 nt
Organism: Cajanus cajan (pigeon pea)
Lineage: Eukaryota; Viridiplantae; Streptophyta; Magnoliopsida; Fabales; Fabaceae
Product: shaggy-related protein kinase theta
Biological process (GO): cell differentiation; peptidyl-threonine phosphorylation; signal transduction
Cellular component (GO): cytoplasm; nucleus
Molecular function (GO): ATP binding; protein serine/threonine kinase activity
Source: RefSeq, a predicted model, not a curated record